Messenger RNA from Salvelinus fontinalis (brook trout), 1237 nucleotides. RefSeq names its product RAD51 paralog D (gene rad51d). Bases 220 to 1230 code for a protein of 336 amino acids. Gene Ontology annotation, molecular function: four-way junction DNA binding; ATP binding; single-stranded DNA binding. The transcript has 10 exons. The record is from RefSeq and is a predicted model, not a curated record. Lineage: Eukaryota; Metazoa; Chordata; Actinopteri; Salmoniformes; Salmonidae. Gene Ontology annotation, biological process: telomere maintenance; reciprocal meiotic recombination; double-strand break repair via homologous recombination. Gene Ontology annotation, cellular component: Rad51B-Rad51C-Rad51D-XRCC2 complex; replication fork; centrosome.
GAAUUACGUCACGACCACUUUCUCUGGAAGAGCUUCCGAAAAUAUAGCGGCAUAUAUAUUUUCAAAAACUUGAAAGCAUAACAAACUACCAUGGAUAGUUUGUCAAAACUGUAAAGUUGAAGUGCAUGUAGACCAUUUAGACAUCCCAUAUUACAGUGAACGGCUUGCUAGCUUCUUUCUGGACAUAGCUACUCCUAGCUCCCGAGCUAGCUAUGUGCCAUGGUUGUUCUCAGAGAUGGCAUGUGUCCUGGAUUGAGUGAAGAAUUGGUUGUGGCUUUACGGGCAGCAGACAUUACAACAGUGGAAGAUCUGGUGUCAUCAGAUACAGAAGACCUUGCUCAAAAAUGUUCCGUGUCCUAUAAGGCCCUGCUGGCUAUACGCAGAGUGCUCCUUGCCCAGCACACAGCAUUCCCUGUAUCAGGUGCUGAUCUAUAUGAAGACCUGCUGAGUUCAACAGCCAUCCUCUCCACAGGCAAUCCUAGUCUAGAUAAGCUUCUAGACUCUGGCUUGUACACAGGAGAGCUCACAGAGUUCGCAGGAAGCCCUGGAAGUGGAAAAACCCAGGUGUGUUUUGGUGUUGCAGUGAAUAUAUCUUACCAACUGAAGCAGAGCGUCAUAUAUGUUGACUCAACAGGAGGACUAUCGGCAAGUCGCUUGCUUCAGAUGCUCCAAGCGAAGUCGUGCAAAAUAGAAGAACAGAUGGAGGCUCUUCAGAGAAUCCAGGUCUUUCCAGUGUUUGACAUCUUCUCGUUACUUGACUGUCUACAUCAUUUUCGAUGCGUUGGACUUCAGCAGGCAUCUGCAGGAGGUGGCUCAGUCAAAGCUGUAAUUGUGGAUUCAGUGUCAGCAGUUAUUUCUCCCAUACUGGGAGGCAAACAAAAUGAAGGCAUGUCCAUGAUGAUGCAAGUGGCAGGGCUGUUGAAGACAAUCGCCAAAGACUUCAAUGUAGCCGUUCUGGUUACAAACACUGUGACCAGAGACGGCAAUGGGCAGCUGAAAGCCGGACUGGGCCAAUCGUGGAGUCACGUACCUAGAAUUCGGAUUCUACUGCAACGGCUCGAGAGGCCGGGUUUCACUUGUUCUAGCGUACACACUGCCACUUUGGCCAAGUCCUCAAGACAGCCUUGUCAUCUGAAAGAAGAGUUUGACCUGCAGUGCUGGGGCAGGUCUGAAGAACAGCUGUAUGGAAAGUCAGGAAAGAGGAAGCUGGAGAACACUGAGCCCAGCUAGGCCUCAA